AUGUCAAGCCCUACAAAUCAUGUGACAUGUAAUAACUCCCAGAAUGCACUGCACCUUCACUGCCGCACCCUAAGUUUCUUACUGUCAGGGGAAUCAAAUCAAAAUUUUCAAAAUGAAGGACCCACUUACAGGUUCAACAUAUCAGAAAGUGUAUCAAGACUUAAAGAAUAUCUCUAAAACUGGAGAGAGUUUUAUAAAAUCCCUUAUGUCUACACUGCAGCAAAGGUCUAACUUGGAACUGAGUUACGCAAAAGGACUUGAGAAAGUUGCAAACAAGCUGACAAAAGCUCUUGAAAACAACAACAAAAAUUGUAUUAAUAAUGCAUGGACGUGUGCUUCAGAAGAAAUGAGGACAACAGCUGAAGUGCACAAAAAACUAGGGACUGCAAUCCUGGCUGAAGCCAUAAAGCCAACAAAUCAAGUUUUGGAAGAGCACGACAAGAGAAGGAAAAAACUAGAUAAUGAAGUUGAAAAGAUGGCAAAUUCUGUUUUACACAACUGGAAACAACAAAUAAAGGUCAAGAAAAAAUUAAUGGAUCACACUAAGAAACAUGAAGCACUUUUCCAUCAUGCAGAAAACGGCAAGGAAUCUGCAAAUGAAAAGGAUAAGCAAAAGCUUCUCAAUAAGCUGAAAAAAUCAACAGAACUUCUGAUAAAAAUAGAUGAUGAAUAUUACAAAGAAAAUGUUACUGGGCAGGCUAUAAGACUGAAGUGGGAAAAUGUAUUGGAAAAUUGUUAUAAGAGUAUUCAAGAUCUUGAAAAAGAAAAAAUACAGCUGCUAUCCCAGAUUCUUACUCGGUACAACCAGCAUGUAUUAACCUUCGGACAAACACUAAACAAGUCUCAGACCCAAAUUGACCAAGCAAUAAAAAGUAUUGAUGUUGAGAAAGAUAUUCAGACGUUCUUGGAGGAAACAACCAUUUAUUCUGAAGACAACAAAUCAGAAUUUCUAUUGUUAGAUUAUUAUGAAGAAGAUGGUUCAUGUAUAAUGGAUAAAGACAGAAGAGUAGCUUCCUUGGAAAUGAAAACACAGAGAAUUCAGCAAGACAUAGAAAAGGCUUCACGAGACAAAGAGGGUUUGGAAAAGAUGAUGAAAGCCUACACAGAAAAUCCAGCAUUUUCAGAUUUGAAAAAUGAAGAUGACACAAGUCUAAUCUUAGAAGAGACAAAUUUAAAACUCAACCUCUUAGAAGCAAAUAACUUCAAACUUGCAUUAGCACUGGCAGAGCUGCAAAAGAAACCACUACCAAAACAUCCUUGUAGCGAGUGCAUAACUAAAUGGAAAGAAAAGGGUUGCCAGCAUUGCUCUGUGCAUAUAUCCCGCUCCAUAAAUAUGCAAAAAAUCAGAAGCUCCAACAGUAAGAGGACACCUACCAGGCAAAGCUCUAACUUAAGUAGCAAAGUUGCCAAUGAAUAUGAAAAUUUACAGGACUCCACUGAUCACCCACAGAGACCACCCAGAGGUUCAGGAAUAAGACUUUCUAAAGACCAGAAUAACUUAGUGAAAGCUGAUUUGAGCACUCCAAAUGAUGAAACUGGUGAACAAGACCAAGGAUCGUACUUAGUUUUAUACCCAUAUGAGCCUCAAAGACAAGACGAACUCAGCUUGAAGAAAGAUGAUCAUCUUAUAGUUCACCGUAAGGACGACAGCGGCUGGUGGCUGGGUACCUUAAAUGGGAAAAAAGGAUAUUUCCCUUCUACAUAUGUAAAAGAACUCAACUCAGAUAAUUCUUCAUCUCAGGCAUAGAGGAAAUUCAGUUGUAUAAUGCAAUAUCCACAGCAUUCUUGAAACAUUUUUUUUUAACAAAUUGAUUUUAAAGUGAUAUUGUACACACAGAGAAGCACACUCUCAGGAAUGAAUAACCAGCUCAAUAACUUGUUAGCUUGUUCUAUGGAGAUUUACCACCUGGGUGCAGCUUCUUUUUAGCCAAGUAAUGCUUUUCACAGAGUAGAACUUCCCUGUAGUAUAUCAGUCUGAUCCUACUUAUUAAAGAGAUAGUAAACCCCAAAAUUUUCUUUUAUGAUUCAGAUAGAACAUACAAUUUUAAACAACGUUCCAAUUUAAUUCUAUUAUCAAAUUUUCUUCAAUUUCUUGUUAUCCAUUGCUGAAUGGACAGCAUUACACUACUGACAGGAAGCCAAAAAUAUCUAUUUAGCCAAUCACAAAAGACAAAUGUGUGCAAGCACCAAUUAGCAACAGCUCCCACUAGUGUAUGGUAUGUGCAAAUUCAUUUUUUAACAAUGGAUACUAAGAGAACGAAGCACAUUUGAAAAUAGAAGUGAAUUUAAAACUGUCUUAAAAUAACAUGCUCUAUCUGAAUCAUGCAAGUUAAUUUUGACUUUCCUAUCCCUUUAAGGUCAGCCCAGCACCGAAAGACCUGGCAAUUCCUCUUUGAACAAGGAACAUGGAACAUGGAACCCCAGACAAUCGUUUAGGCUUUCAUUAGGCCCCGUCAGUGAGGUGCAGCCAUAUUCCUCUAAGCACCCUGAACAAGGAGUUUGUCUGCUUGCCCCUUUUUCCCUUAGAGAGACAUAAUACAAACAGAGAGAAUGAACAACUAGCUCAAUAACUUGAAGGACAAAAGGAUCGUCUGAGGUUGACAUGUUCUUUGUUUAGAGAGGGAUUGCCUGGUAUUUGGGGGGCUGAACUGACCUCACUAGGUGGGAUCAGACUGAUAUACUUAGGAAAGUACUUCUCUGUGAAAAGCAUC
This is a messenger RNA of Bombina bombina (fire-bellied toad), 2711 nucleotides long. It is a transcript of the gene NOSTRIN, whose product is annotated as nitric oxide synthase trafficking. Gene Ontology annotation, cellular component: cytoplasm; plasma membrane. Gene Ontology annotation, molecular function: protein binding. NCBI's taxonomy places the organism in Eukaryota, Metazoa, Chordata, Amphibia, Anura, Bombinatoridae. The transcript is spliced from 16 exons. The record is from RefSeq and is a predicted model, not a curated record. Gene Ontology annotation, biological process: signal transduction. The coding region runs from base 113 to 1747 and encodes 544 amino acids.